UCGAUUCUGGAGGAAGUAGAGAAGAGCCUUAGCAGCAAAAGUGCAACGGAGAAGCUGCCUCAGCAGCAGCAGCAGCAGCAGCAGCAGCAGCAGCAGCAGCAGCAGCCAGGCCAAAUCGAGGCCGGCGCCGACGCAGCAGCAGCAGCCGCAGCAACGGCAGCAACCACAGCAACAGCAGCAACUGCAGCAGCGGCUCCCUCUGCGUCUUCAUCAAGAGCUCAGCCGCCAGAAACUGCAGCAGCAGCAACAGCAGCAGCAGCAGCAGCAGCAGAGCUACCUGAGCUUGACCUGCUGAGUUCGGAGGAGACGAGCGGCAGCGACAGCUCUUGGGAGGCCCCAGAAGGAAAGCGGAAGCCAGCAGCAGCAGCAGCAGCAGCAGGAGGAGCAGCAGCAGCAGCAGGAGCAGAAGCAGAAGAAGCAGCAGACGCAGAAGCAGCAGACACGGAUCCCAAGUCCGAAGAAGACGAGGAAGACAGCAGCGCGGAAGAGUCGGACUUCGCUGUUGCUGCUGCUGCUGCUUCGCAGCAGCAGCAGCAGCAGCAGCAGGUUGACUACAGCGAACUGGACGAUAGCUGCUCGCAGCAGUACUCGCGUCGCCUGCAGCAGCAGCAGCAGCAGCUUCAGCAGCAGCAGGAGGAGGAGCCCGUGCUGCUGUGCGGCUGCUUCAAAGUUCCUGCUGCAGUCUACCGCCAGCUGCUGCCGCACCAGCAGCAGGGCCUCGAGUGGCUGCUGCUGCUGCUGCAGCAGCAAACUGGAGGCCUUUUGGGGGAUGAUAUGGGCCUCGGCAAGACAAUUCAAAUUGCUGCUUUUGUUGCAGCGCUGCACAACUCCGGCUUCCUCAGUGCACGCUGGCCCUUCCAAGACCGCCGCAGGCAGCUCCUUAGCAGCAGCAGCAGCAGCAGCAGCGGCAGCAGCAGCAGCAGCAGCAGCAGCGAAGGAGGGGUGCUGCUGGUCUGCCCAGCUACAGUGCUGCCGCAGUGGCUCAGAGAACUCCACAAGUGGUGUCCCGCAGUUAGGGUUUGCGUUUUUCACGACAAAGAUUUAAAGGGUUUGCGAGCUGCUGCUGUCGCCGCGAGCAAAUCGAAUGGAGUUUUGCUGACGACUUAUGAAACAUUCAGGAGACACCUGAAUCUGCUGCUGAGCUUCACCUGGAAAAUGGCGGUUUUAGAUGAAGGCCAAAAAAUCAAAAACCCUCAUGCGGCCAUCACCCUCGCCGUCAAAAGGCUGGGGACUCCGCACCGGUAUUUGCUGUCAGCAACUCCGAUUCAAAACAGUUUAAUUGAACUUUGGUCUGUUGUCGAUUUUGUGUCUCCGGGAAGACUGGCAACUUUGCCAGUUUUCCAGCAGCAAAUUGCAGACCCCAUUCGCGAGGGCUCCUUCGCGAGUGUAUCUUCUGCUGCUGCUGCUGCUGCUGCUCGUUGCGCGCUGCUGCUGCAGCAGCUGGUGGCGCCGUUGCUGCUGCGGCGCCGCAAAGAAGAAUGCAUGCAGCACCUUAAGCUGCCCCCCAAGAAAGAAGAAGUUUUAUUCUGCGCUCUAACUCCCAUACAAUAUGAGGUGUAUAGAGAUGUGCUGCACGCAUUUUGGGGACAGCAGCAGCAGCAGCAGCAGCAGCAGCAGCAGCUGGGCAAGCGGCAGCUGCGCAGCAAAGCUUUUGCUGCUCUUGCAGUGCUGCGGAAGAUCUGCAACCACCCAGAUCUCGUGCUGCAGCAGCAGCAGCAACAGCAACAACAGCAGCAGCAGCAGCACAGGCAACGCCUUAAGCAGCUGCAGCAGCAGCAGGAAAUGAUGCAUAUGCUUCCCCCAAACGUAGAAGUUAAACGCAGGCGUCUCCAGCGGCAGCAGCAGCAGCAGCAGCAGCAGCAAACAGAAUCCACAGAGGAAGCAACAACAACAGCAGCAGCAGCUGCAGUUCCAGGGGACUUCGGCUCCCCGAGCAGGUCUGGGAAGCUGCGGGUGCUGAUGGCGAUGCUGAGGGUUUGGCAGCAGCAGCAGCAAAAAGUAAUUGUGUUUUGCCAGACGCAGCAAACCCUAAAUUGCAUUGCUGCUGCUUUGGAGGCCUCGGGUGUACAGACACCGCAGCAGCAGCAGCAGCAGCAGCAGCAGAAGAGGGAGAGAAGCAGGAAGGGAAGCAAGGAGCAGCACAUGUCAAAAGAAGAAACAAUUCGAGAAGUGGAAAUUAAAAAGGAAAUAAAUAAAAAAGAUUUAAAUGAAAAUUCAAAAAAACUUUUUUUAAAACUCGAUGGAUCCACUCCAGUUGAAAAAAGGCAAAAAGUCAUCAACUGCUUCCAAAACCUCCCAAGUGUCUUCAUUUUGCUGGCAACAACGCGGGUGGGAGGCGUGGGCCUCAGCUUGACAGCAGCAAAUCGAAUUGUCAUUUUCGAACCCGACUGGAACCCCAUGACCGAUUCGCAGGCUCGCGAGCGCUCGUGGCGUCUGGGGCAGCAGCGGCCAGUUUUCGUUUAUCGGCUUUUAGCUGCGAAUACACUCGAAGUGAAAAUUUACCAAAGACAACUUUUUAAGGGUUUUCUGUCUUCGCGGAUUUUAGACAAGUGCAAACAACCCAACAAGUUCAAGUACAGGAACAAAAUUCGCUGCAGCUACAUGAACGCUGUUGCUGCUGCUGAGAUUGACGAGCUCAAAGCUCUGGCAGGCAGCAGCAGCAGCAGCAGCAGCAGCAGCAUGAGCAGCAGCAAAAGGGAGGACUGGCUCGGCACAGCAGAAGCAGCAACGGGAGAUGCGCAGCUGCUGCAGUCGCUAUUCGAAAAUGAGGGGGUACAGCAUUCGUUGGAUCAUGAACAAAUGGAAAUGCCACAACAGCCAAAGGGCCUUAAGGAGUCCAAAGAAAUCGGUGCCAACUUGGACUGGAAAAAAGGGUACAGCUGGGAGGCCGCGGGGGCCCCCUUGAGUAAAGAAGACGCAGAAAUGGCGGAGGGCCUUCUCGAGUUUUUGCUGUCAAAGAAAAAAGACAAUUAUGCAGCUUCUACUGGAGAGAUCCUGGAAGCUUUCGCUUUUCGCGUUCCAGAGCAUCGCAAACAAGUCUUUCGGGCAAUUUUGAAGCAGCUAUGCAUCUUGCGGCGUAGCGAAGACCCCGAGAAGGAGCCGAGCCUCUGGCAGCUGCGCGAGGAGUUCAGGGCCUAG
Molecule: messenger RNA, 3138 nt
Organism: Eimeria tenella
Lineage: Eukaryota; Apicomplexa; Conoidasida; Eucoccidiorida; Eimeriidae
Product: DNA excision repair protein, putative
Exons: 17
Biological process (GO): transcription-coupled nucleotide-excision repair
Cellular component (GO): nucleus
Molecular function (GO): ATP-dependent chromatin remodeler activity; ATP binding
Source: RefSeq, a predicted model, not a curated record